AUGUUUCAAAAUAUAAAAUAUUUCACAAAGUAUUUUAGAAUACCAAUAGCUUUGAACAGAAAUAAAUAUAGUACUAAUAAAGACUGUACAUCAGUAACUGUAAAUCAUGUUAACAAGGUUAAGUCUGAAGAGGAAAUUCAGAAGAUUAUUUCUGUCAAAAUGAAAGAAUAUCAAGAACUAUUGAAAACCCAAUCACCAGAAAACAAUGAAAUAAGCAGUCAAAUUAAUGUAUUAGAAUCAAAGUUAAGAAAAUCAUAUGGAUUUCCUGAAAAUGAAGAUUUGACUGUGUUUCCAGUAUUUAAGUUUCAAGAACCCAUAAUAGAUAAUCAACUUGAUUUUGUUCAAGAAAAAAUAAAAUAG
Messenger RNA from Cinara cedri, 360 nucleotides. The record is from the annotation of a GenBank genome assembly. Lineage: Eukaryota; Metazoa; Arthropoda; Insecta; Hemiptera; Aphididae.